CUAUAGUUUUUCUUAAAAGAAAAAGAACAAGUCCUUUUCAAUCCACAAUCAUCUACACGCAAGCUUCUCUCAUAUAUAUCCUUCAUUGCAGUGUGUUAUGGGUCAUCCAUCCAUAACCGUUUCUUGAUAUUUCAACUUAAAGGAUUCCAGAGUGAGAGAGGACUGUGAGGUGCCAAUUAUGUCUUCCUGGAGUUCUCUUACCAUGGAUGAUUUCGUUGGGCCGCGUUUAUACUGUUGCUAUAAAUGCAGAAAUCAUGUAUCUGCUCAUGAUGACAUAGUAUCCAAGGCUUUUCAGGGAAGGAAUGGAAGAGCCUUUCUAUUCUCUCAUGUGAUGAAUAUAGUUGUGGGGACCAAAGAAGACAGACAUCUUAUGACUGGUGUUCACACCGUUGCCGAUGUUUUUUGUGGCGAAUGUAAUGAGUUGUUAGGUUGGAAGUAUGAACGAGCAUUCGAAGCAACGCAAAAGUACAAGGAAGGGAAGUUCAUUCUUGAGAAGUCAAAAAUUGCCAAGGAGGAUUGGUAGCCAAACCAAUCCCCCCACAUUCCUGAUUUCCUUCGUUUCACAAUGUAAAUAUGGAGAGGCAGGAGGAGCGCUGUUCCUUUUUCGACGUUUGGUCGUGUUGCUAGGAACCGGAGAAAAGUGGUUAUGCUGACCUCUAUAUGUCACGAUAAACUUACUUUCGUCCCUUUGACUUUGCUGAAUGUGUUUCUUUGCGGGGCACUUGUGCCCCUCAAAGCUACAUCUGUAAUAGCUCUUCGUAUGCGGCGAGUCGCACACCUUCUUCUUCCCGUACUUGCGCCACAACCAUCCGUCCCAUUCCUCCACUUUCUCCACCGCCACCUCAACCACCGUGACCUCCUUUGCAGACCCGCUUUUUCCAUGCUGAACUUUUGGGGUCAGGUUCGGGGACACGAUAGUAUUUUGAGGGCUUUCAUCUUUGUCAUCACUUCGAGGAUUCAUUUCUUCGUCUUGCUGCUUUCUGUUAAUGAAGCGGUCAAGAACUUCGUCUAAGCCGAAAUAACGCCUUUCGGGAAGUAAAUUGGGGAAUUCGCCAUGACGGGUUUCGGCAUUGGAGAGUCGUUCAGGAAGGCCACCAUUGAUGAAGUAGUGAUGAGCAUUGCCAUCUUGAGCAUUACCAUUGCUACUACUACUAGAAUUGCCAUUGUUGUUUCUGCAACUUCUUACCACUGCGAAAAGAUCCCAAUCAUUGUUAUCAUGACCAUCCAUUAUCUCCAGUCUCCUUCGCUCUCUAAUCUUUUGUGAGCGUGUGGGGGUUAAUAUUGAUGGAGGGGAGGAGGCUUUAUUAGAUAAUUUAAUUAAUAAUGUGAGAUGCUGAAUUAAUUAUCUAUAAAUAAAUCAUUAUGAUUAGUUUCCACGUGUAAAUUUAGAAACAAGGUUCUGUUUUAAUUAGUGUUUCUUUUAAUGGGGAGAUUUUAUGAGGUACUAUAUAUGGGAU
Molecule: messenger RNA, 1457 nt
Organism: Cuscuta europaea
Lineage: Eukaryota; Viridiplantae; Streptophyta; Magnoliopsida; Solanales; Convolvulaceae
Source: the annotation of a GenBank genome assembly